Molecule: messenger RNA, 3627 nt
Organism: Beta vulgaris subsp. vulgaris (sugar beet)
Lineage: Eukaryota; Viridiplantae; Streptophyta; Magnoliopsida; Caryophyllales; Amaranthaceae
Product: ADP-glucose phosphorylase
Exons: 3
Coding region: 199-1278 (359 amino acids)
Biological process (GO): beta-D-galactose catabolic process via UDP-galactose, Leloir pathway
Molecular function (GO): zinc ion binding; UDP-glucose:hexose-1-phosphate uridylyltransferase activity
Source: RefSeq, a predicted model, not a curated record
AACAGACAAAGUAUUCCCUUAAUCUCUUUAACAUCAAUAAACCAACCUUUUCCAACUAAUCAAAAAGAGAACAUAUUCUACCACCUUAAUCAAACACUAAUCUUCAACCAUAAACCUUUCCCUUUACUUUGGAGCCCACACUCUUUUGCCACCAAAACACCAACAAAAACUCCAGAAAUCACAAAACCCAAAAAAACUAUGGCACCUCAACUUCCUUCUUCCUCACCCCAAAACCCAGAACUAAGAAAAGACAUAAUCAACAACAAAUGGGUCAAUUUCUCUCCAGCAAGAUCUAAACGUCCUUCUGAUUUCAAAUCAAAAUCCCCUGUAUCCGACCCAAAUCAAAAACAGUCUCAAGAAUGCCCAUUUUGUAUUGGGCAUGAACAUGAAUGUGCACCCGAGAUUUUCCGGGUCAUGGAUGACCCGAAUUCUCCUUCAAAGUGGAGAAUUCGGGUCAUCCAAAAUCUUUAUCCUGCUCUUAGCAGAGAUAUUGAACCCCAAAAUACGGGUUUGGAUAACCCGGAUUGUGGGGUUGUUGCCGGGUUUGGGUUUCAUGAUGUGGUGAUUGAAACAUCUACUCACCCGGUUCAUUUGUUUGAUCUUUCUGGGUAUGGAGUUGGGGAGGUUUUGAUGGCUUAUAAAAAGAGAGUGCUUCAAAUUGCUUCUUUUGAUGCCAUCAAAUAUAUUCAGGUGUUCAAAAACCACGGAGCUUCAGCUGGAGCAUCAAUGAGUCAUUCUCAUAGUCAGAUCAUAGCUCUUCCAAUCGUUCCUCCUGCAAUAUCUACUCGCCUUGCGGCAAUGAAAGAGUAUUUUGAGCAGACAGGAAAUUGUGUUCUAUGUGAAAAGCCACCAAAGGAGCUUCUCAUCCAUGAAUCAAGACACUUCAUUUCAGUUGUUCCAUUUGCUGCGAGUUAUGCCUUUGAGAUUUGGAUUAUCCCGCGGUAUCACUCUGCCCAUUUCCACGAUAUAGACAAGGAAAAGGCAAACGACCUUGGUGGAUUGCUCAAACUUAUGCUGAAAAAGAUGGGUUUGCAAUUAAACAACCCACCAUUUAACUUUAUGAUUCACACAGCUCCCGUUCGCAUAGACGAUGCUCAUUUGAGCUGCAGUCAUUGGUAUCUACAGAUAGUCCCUCAGUUAACUGUGUUAGCUGGAUUUGAAGUUGCAACUGGAUGUCACAUUAAUCCGGUAUUCCCUGAAAAUGCUGCAAAGAUAUUGAGGGAAGUAAAUGUUGAAGAUACUGAGGAGAUAUGUAGAGAAGAUAGUGAAAGAAGUUAAGGUUUAUUGUUGAGAUGUGAACUUAAGGCCAAAAGAGACGAGAGAUAUCCAUUUGUUUUUCUCCAGUAAGAUAAUAACAACAAUAUCAGAGCCUUGUCCAAAAUGCAAUUUUUGGGGGUUUAGACUAACAUACACAGAUACACUCAUACUUCAUUUAUUUGUACUUACCCCUUGUGGAUUAGGCACGCUAUAUAAGCAAGAGAUUAGAGACGAUAAAAUAUAAUUGAAAAAAAACCUUAAUAUACUCUACAAUUGGUCUGGUGAGAGACUGCCUAUUUUUAAUUUAAAAUUAGGCACGGUCGCCCAAUAUUAAGAAGAGAAUGUCACAUUUUUUUUAUUUUGUGACUAGUUUAAUCUAUUUAGGGACCACUGUAAUCUAUUUUGUGAUCAGUUUAAUCGAUUCAGUAAUGAUAUUUUUUAACCCAUUUAGUGACUAGUUUAAUCCAUUUGGUGACUAGUUUAAUCCGUUUCGUAAGACUAUCGAGUUAUUUUUUGAAAUUGUAUGUUGUAGUUCAAGAAUCAAGUAAAAAAAAAGGAGAAGAGAAGGAAUACCUAGAAUAGUGUUAGGUUAAAGUAAAAUGGGAUGGACUUGUUAGAAAGAUUCAUAUUAGGUUCGUCUAAUUUUAUGUUAAAAUUAGACCGUCUAUUCUAAUAAUUUGUGUAUACCCUAAGUCUUCUCCUCUACUGGUAAUUUAUUAUCUUACUUAAUCUGUUCAUUUAUCUUCUCUAAUCUCUUCUUAAUUUGCAUGUCCAAUUCACAUGAUGCAAGUCAAAUAAGAAUGGAGAAAAGUAUACUUUUAUCCCAUGAAUAAAUGUUAAUGUAGGUGUAUAUAUAUAGCCAUAAUUUACUUCACAAUUGACCUGUUGCCACUUGCCAGACUAUAUAAUCCAUAGUAUGGUGCACGGCUGCACGCCACAUUCGCAAUCGCACGUAAUCGUUGAUUUUUGGAUGACCUAAUGCAUGAUGUCUUUUGAAAUAUGAUGAGUAAUUAAUAAUUUGAUAUUCAAACAUCCUAUUUUCUUCUAACACAUACUUCUAGUUCUAGUACCAUUUCUUUGUCCAAAUGCGUUUGAUCACUGGAACUUUUUGACAGAAUUGGGGCCAAACCAAACCACAUUUUUCUUUUGUGCAAAAAAAAAAAAAAAAAACCAUUGUUUUUGCUGAUGAUAGAAGAGAAUUGCAGAUUGAUAAACUCGCAUAAAAUGAAAAGACGAACACAAUUGAGAUAUAUUAUUGGAAAAUGAUCAUAAUUUAUAUAAUACACAGUUUUCAAAAAGAAUUUUAAAGUUGGGGGUGGAGAGUGUUGGAGUUUAUAGUUCGUAUCCAAACACAAUAGUGAUCCGAAAUUACAACCAUAUUGAUAGAGUAUGAAUCUAUUCUUGGAGUCUCAACCAUCAGUUUAAGCUUUUGGUUGAGUUGGUCCUUUGAUAUGGUACCAAUUACCAAAGUAGAGAGCCAGCGUGACAAAAAAAUCACAGGUUCGAAUUUCAACCAACCCUUAUUUGUGUAAAUCUAUUCUUGUAUAUCCCAUAAAGCAUAGGAAAUAGUAAUCAUAUGUUUAUUUGAAUUAUUUUAUAAUAAUUUGAUGAUAAAAGAGAGUGAUCAUAUUUUAUAUCCCAUUUCGAUCAUUAUAUUCCUCAGAUGUUAUUGAUCACACUUGUUUGUUCAUGAUCUCCAAUAUCUUGAAUUACGUAUUAGAAAAAAAUUAUAUAUUUUACCCAACUCAUUCAAAAUGAUAAUAACUCGAAAUUUAUAUUAAUAAGAAUUAACAAUCAAAAUUUUCAACCUCUGACCACAAAAGCAAAGUGAAACUUAAGAAAAAAACAGAGCUAAUACUUCCAAAUGUAUUUACAUAUUUGCUCUUAAUGAUCAUGAGAAUGGAGAACUUAUAUGGUUCUUAUCAAUCAAAAGAUAGAACCUUAUGCAGCUCAUCUAAAGGGGGUAACUCCUUCAACAACCUAUCCAUUUCCUUGUACGACAAAUUUCGAGUCAGGAACGAAUAACUACCACCACCUUUACUCAUCAUAUUAUCUUGAAAGUUGUUAUUCUGUUCACGACGAUCGAGCACGAAUUGACCUUCUGGUGUCUCAGGACUAUGGCUCAUCCUCGCUAACCUCGAUAAUUGAGGCCGAGUGUUGUUCUUCUCAUUGCUUACUUUCAUCACCCAUGAAGAAGAAGGUGAAUCCGCAAUUGUUGAGUCUUUACCAGUGAGAUUUUGAACCACAGACUUGAAACUACAAGCAUCAGUUUCUACGUACUGUGUUUUUAUAUGCACAACUUUCAUAGGUUGCCUUGACCUUGAUCUUAUACUAGACAUAAUAAUUUGUGUAUAGAAAGAAAGUAUAUGA